Molecule: messenger RNA, 3784 nt
Organism: Seriola aureovittata
Lineage: Eukaryota; Metazoa; Chordata; Actinopteri; Carangiformes; Carangidae
Gene: clcn5b
Product: chloride channel, voltage-sensitive 5b
Exons: 17
Coding region: 101-2638 (845 amino acids)
Biological process (GO): chloride transport; transmembrane transport
Cellular component (GO): Golgi apparatus; synaptic vesicle; membrane
Molecular function (GO): voltage-gated chloride channel activity
Source: RefSeq, a predicted model, not a curated record
UGUCCCAGUUUGGGCUGAACACUUCACAGAAUUACAAAUACAUUACAAGGGUGGGGGGAUAAGUAGACCGGUGCUUUGGCUUUGCUGUGUUUCUUUGACAAUGUUUCAGUACAGGAAGAGCUGGUUUAGAAAAUAUGCAGGUGGCAGAGGAUUUGGAGGAAUGGAAAACCCCGGCUACUGCACCGGGAGCUUUGACGGCCUUCAUCACCCCAGUGACGAUGAUGAUGACGAGAUGGUGGACAUUGCAGGAGCGACACUGGACUUCUCCACCACGGACGACGUCCCUCCUCUCAGCACAGGAGGUUACGAGGAGUACGGCAGCGGCAGCAGCAGCGGGAGCAGCAACAGCAGAGCAGCCGGUAUGAACGGUAACGGCCCCACUAAGCUGGUGGACCCACUGGAGGACCCGCUGCCCGGAGUGGGCACCUAUGAAGACUUCAACACCAUCGACUGGGUCAGAGAGAAGAGCAAGGACCGCGAUAGACACAGAGAGAUCACCAAUAAGAGCAGACAGUCCACUGUGGCCCUGCUGCACAGCGUCAGUGAUGCCUUCUCUGGGUGGCUGCUCAUGCUGCUGGUGGGACUCAUGUCAGGUGCUCUGGCCGGUGGCAUCGACAUCGCAGCCCACUGGCUGACAGACAUGAAAGGCGGCGUGUGUCUCAUCGGCUUCUGGUUCAACCACGAGCACUGCUGCUGGAAGUCCAACGAGACCACGUUCCAGGAGAGGGACCAGUGUCCACAGUGGCAGAGCUGGGCCGAGCUCAUAACGGGAACAUCAGAGGGUGCGUUUGCCUACAUAGUGAACUAUCUGAUGUACAUCUUCUGGGCUCUGCUCUUCUCCUUCCUGGCGGUCACGCUGGUCCGGGCCUUCGCUCCAUACGCCUGUGGCUCAGGAAUACCAGAGAUUAAAACCAUCCUCAGUGGCUUCAUCAUCCGCGGCUACCUGGGGAAGUGGACCCUCAUCAUCAAGACCAUCACCCUGGUUUUAGCCGUCUCCUCCGGGCUCAGUUUAGGAAAGGAAGGCCCUCUGGUCCAUGUAGCAUGCUGCUGCGCUAAUAUACUGUGUCAUCUGUUCACCAAGUACCGCAAGAAUGAGGCCAAGCGGCGAGAGGUGUUAUCAGCAGCAGCAGCGGUUGGUGUGUCAGUGGCUUUCGGUGCUCCCAUAGGAGGAGUCCUGUUCAGCCUGGAAGAAGUGAGUUAUUACUUCCCUCUGAAGACUCUGUGGCGCUCGUUCUUCGCCGCUCUGGUCGCAGCCUUCACCCUGCGCUCCAUCAACCCGUUUGGAAACAGCCGCCUGGUGCUGUUCUACGUGGAGUUUCACGCCCCGUGGCACCUGGUGGAGCUGGCCCCUUUCAUCCUGCUGGGGAUAUUCGGCGGCCUCUGGGGGGCGCUGUUUAUCAAGGCCAACAUUGCCUGGUGCAGGAGACGUAAAACCACUCGUCUCGGUCACUACCCCGUCAUCGAGGUGCUGGUGGUCGCCGCGCUGACCGCCCUGCUCGCCUACCCGAACAGUUACACCAGGAUGAGCGGAGCUGAGCUCAUCUCGGAGCUGUUCAACGACUGCUCCCUGCUCGACUCCUCUCAGCUCUGCGGCUACGAACAGCCGGCCAACACGUCAGACACAGGUGUAGGUAACAGCCUCGCAGACCGACCCGCGGGGAAAGGCCUUUACACCGCGCUGUGGCAGCUGGCUCUGGCCUUAGUCUUCAAGAUGAUGAUCACUGUGAUUACCUUUGGCAUGAAGGUCCCCUCCGGUCUCUUCAUCCCCAGCAUGGCCGUCGGAGCCAUCGCCGGCAGACUGCUGGGCGUCGGCAUGGAGCAGCUGGCCUAUUACAACCACGACUCCUUCAUCUUUAAAGGGUGGUGCUCGCCGGGAGCAGACUGCAUCACUCCGGGGCUCUACGCCAUGGUCGGAGCCGCCGCAUGUUUAGGUGGAGUGACUCGUAUGACGGUGUCGCUGGUAGUCAUCAUGUUCGAGCUGACUGGCGGGCUGGAGUACAUCGUCCCCCUCAUGGCCGCCACCAUGACCAGCAAAUGGGUGGCAGAUGCUUUCGGGAGGGAGGGGAUCUACGAGGCUCACAUCCGGCUGAACGGUUACCCGUUCCUGGAGCCGAAAGAGGAGUUUGACCACAGCAGCCUCGCCGUGGACGUGAUGAGGCCCCGGAGGUCGGACCCCGCGCUCGCCGUUCUCACACAAGAGGGCAUGACGGUCGGAGAGGUGGAGGCCUUGGUGGACAGCACACACUACAGUGGCUUCCCCGUGGUCGUCUCCCAGGAGUCCCAGAGGCUCGUAGGAUUUGUCCUCAGAAGAGACCUGCUCAUAUCAAUCGACAACGCCCGGAAGCGCCAGGAGGGCGUGGUCAGCGCCUCCCAGGUGGUCUUUACCGAGCACGCUCCUUCCCAGGCUCCCGAUGCCCCGCCUCCGCUCCGCCUCAGAGGAAUCAUGGACCUGAGCCCCUUCACGGUUACCGACCACACACCCAUGGAUAUCACUGUGGAUAUUUUCAGGAAACUGGGGCUACGCCAAUGUCUAGUUACACAUAACGGGAGGCUGCUGGGAAUCAUCACUAAGAAGGACAUACUGAAACACAUGGCGCAGAUAGCCAACAGAGACCCCGACUCCAUCCUUUUCAACUGAACUUCCUCCCCCCUGCCUCCUCUUCCUCCUCCUCAUCCCUCCAUCCUCUCCUCUGUAGACCAGAGGAAAAAGAAGACACCAGCUCGAACGGUCGAAAAACAAAAACGCACCUUUUACCUCUUCAACUUUAAAAAGCUGUUUAGAGAAAGCCAAGUAAGUCGAGCUCCAUUUGCACAGGUGACGAGAGAACAUUGAAUUUUUCUUUUUUUUUUUUGAGUUGGAGACGUUUUUUUUGGCUUUCCAUACGUGAGUGCACCACUCAGAAACAAUGACUCAUCCUCACUGACACCACUCGCCCCAAUUUCAUGCUCCAUACACAUGAGGAAUAAGUCAACGGAAUAUUUCACAUACGCUGCUCUCGGCUUUUUCUCUUUUCAAAAGAGAGAGAGAGAGAGGAAAAAUUCUCCCUCCUCCAUUUGCCGUCUCGUUUCUCUGCUACACCUGAGAGAGAGAGAGAGAGAGAGAGAUAAUCCUCUGUUAUACACGCUGACACGAGGAGACGAGGUGGUGGAGGAGGAGGAGGAGGAGGAGAUAAAGACGUUGGGGAAGAUAAAGAGGAGGUUUGGGGAGCUCCGUGCCUGCCCUCCGGCCGUCACAGCGAGCCCAGGCAGAGCACUCCGAGCUGGGCUGAUGGAUGCUCGGACACCUCCACCCCCACCACCCUCCUCCUCCUCCUCCUCCUGUGAGCUUUCCUGUUGCCCCGGGGGGGUGAAGAAGGAUCCAGGAGUGUGAGAAGAGGCUCUAAUACACACAUACUUACACUCCAUAAAGACGUGGUGACAGCCUGGGAACCCUCCACACAAAUGUCUUUUUCUUUUUCUUUGUCAUAGACGCUUCAGAUUUGUGUGAUACGGCGUGAGACUGCAGCCUGGGAACUGCGCAGUGUUGUCUUGCCAUACAGACUCUCGGACUGGCAACGUGACAACCACGCUCUUCACACAUACACAUAGACAAUGCUGCAAAAAGAAAAAACCAUGUCGGGCCUUAUGGAAGUAUUUCUGGGCUGAGCUGUGGAAGGGCUAAACAAAAAAACAAAAAAAAAACAACAAGAAAUGAAAAUAAAUAAAAAGAGCGAAUCAUGACACAUGAAUUAAUUUAUGUAAAUGUAAAAUUGUUUGUCCCACUAAAUUAUUUCACUGACUUAAA